Molecule: messenger RNA, 310 nt
Organism: Centruroides sculpturatus (bark scorpion)
Lineage: Eukaryota; Metazoa; Arthropoda; Arachnida; Scorpiones; Buthidae
Product: transmembrane 9 superfamily member 2-like
Exons: 3
Coding region: 35-310 (91 amino acids)
Cellular component (GO): membrane
Source: RefSeq, a predicted model, not a curated record
UCUUUUUGUUUUAAAAUUAUCUUUGUAUAGGAUAAUGGAUAAUAUGCCCAUAACUUGGUGCUAUCUGGUAGAAGGAGGACAAAAGUUUUGUUCUGCGGGUUUUCCCAUGGGUUGCUACGUCAAUUCAGUAGGAACGCCUAAAGAUGCGUGUCUUUUAUAUUCUUCAUACGUCGAUAAAGAUACAUAUUAUAUAUUCAAUCAUGUGAACAUCGACAUAACUUUUCAUAGCGGAGAAGAGGAAUCGUGGGGUGGAAGUUUUGGUGAAAAAGGCGGCAGAAUUAUUGGAGUCAGAAUAAAUCCGAGAAGUUAA